AUGUCAGCACUCUGUUAUCUCGCCCCUGCAGCGGCAGCGGCAGCAGCCAGUCUCGCGUACCUUGAUGGUCGCCAUGGCUUCACUUACGACUGGCCCUUUUUUUAUUCCAUGAUCAGCAGCCAAAUCGCAGGCGCCAUCCACGAACGACGCGAUACCCUCAGUCUCUUCUAUGACCUCGAAACACACGCGAAGUCGGCCCUGCGCGCGAACCAAACCUUCGUCAUCUUUUGUGGAAGAACAUGGACAUAUGCGCAGGCUUAUGACACCGUGCUCAGAUAUGGAGCGUGGUUGAAGAGUAGGGGGGUGGACAAGGGUGAUAUUGUCGCAAUGGACUUUGUGAACUCGGACGUCUUCAUCUGGGUCUGGUUUGGUCUGUGGAGCAUUGGCGCGAAGCCUGCUUUUAUAAACUAUAACCUCACUGGAAAGCCGCUUGUUCAUACCAUCAAGACAAGCACCGCGCGAUUGGUACUGGUAGACCCAGAAGGCAAAGCCAAGUUCAGCGAGCAUGUGCUCAACGAGAAUGGCUUCACUCGGGUGCAUGGCGCAGACAAAGUCGAAUAUACCUUUGAUAUGGAGCAGUUGGAUGUCCCAAAAUCUGUCAGGAACCAGACACAGACGCCACAAGCCGCCGUUGAAGCUGGCGCAGUAUCAGAGCCCCAAUCCGCCCAGCGAAACAUCGAGAUCAUCUUUUUCGACGACGCGCUCACAUCGCACAUCCUCACAUAUCCGCCAACACGCCUCCCAGAUGCCGUCCGAUCAGGCCAGAAGCGGACCAGCAUGGCCAUGCUCAUCUACACAUCAGGCACAACAGGACUACCCAAGCCGGCCGUAAUGUCCUGGGGCAAAUGCACCAUUGCUUCAAAAUUCACUGCCAGCUGGCUCAAACUCAAGAAUGAUGUCGUCCACACAUCCAUGCCGCUCUACCAUAGUUCUGCCUCUGUUCUCGGAGUAUGUGCAGUGCUUGGGUCAGGAAACACAAUCUGCCUAUCCAAGAAAUUCUCUCACAAGACAUUCUGGACCGAAGUCCGCGACUCCAACGCCACCAUUCUACACUACGUUGGCGAAACAUGUCGCUACCUUCUCUCUGCACCCGCCUCACCCCUCGACAAACAACACAAAAUCCGCGCCGCCUUUGGCAACGGCCUAAGACCCGAUGUCUGGGAACCCUUUAAGCAGCGCUUCGGCAUCGAAACAAUCUACGAAUUCUACGCCGCUACCGAAGCCCCCAUCGGCCUCUUCAACCGCUCCACAAACACCUUCUCCAGCGGCGCAAUCGCCCGCAACGGCACAUUGGGUAACGCCCUCCUAUCCAAGAAACUUGCAAUCGUACGCAUGGAUCCCGAAUCCGACCCUCCAGAGCCCGUCCGCGACCCCAAAACAGGCUUCUGCCAACGCUGCGACGAUAACGAACCCGGUGAGCUCCUCGCCAAACUUGACGCCGCGAACAUGGAGAACAGCUUCCAGGGCUACUACGGCAACGAAAAAGCGACGAGCAGCAAAAUCUUACGCAAUGUCAUGGAAAAGGGCGACGCGUACUUCCGCUCCGGAGACCUAAUGCGCUGGGACGACGAAGGGCGAUUCUGGUUCGUAGACCGUCUUGGUGACACGUUCCGCUGGAAAGCAGAAAAUGUGUCGACGGCUGAACUCAACAUGUAA
Messenger RNA from Pyrenophora tritici-repentis Pt-1C-BFP, 1656 nucleotides. Lineage: Eukaryota; Fungi; Ascomycota; Dothideomycetes; Pleosporales; Pleosporaceae. The record is from RefSeq and is a predicted model, not a curated record.